AUUUUACUAUAAUUUAUUUUUAAAACCGUUUAACUUAUUACAAGACCGUGCUUAUGUAUGUGCACCUGUAUGGUAUAUAGUAUUUACAAUCUCAUACAAAUCGGCUUGAGUAGGCAAAUUGUGUGAUCAUUUGUAUAAUUUUAUUUAUAUUAUUAUAAACAAUUAUUGAUAGUUGUUGAAAGUUAGUGACGUUUAUUACUGAUCAUACAAGAUAUAUGAAGUCUAAUUUGACAAGCUCAAUGUGUGCCUUUUCCAGUUCCAAAUUUAUUGUAGGAUUUAUGUUUUUUACAUUCGUUUAUAAGAAUGUAUAUGGUCAAUUCAUUGCCUAUAUUAUACGCUUUAUCAAAUUCAUCAUGUUGGUUUCAUAUACAAUUAUUUUGGUUUUAUUUAAUAUUUGUUGACGAUUCUAGAGUAUUGAUGUAAUUAUCCUUUAUUUGUUAGAAUUACAUUUUUACAGUUUCCAUAGGAAGUACCCAUGUAAUAAUUUAAAUAAAAUAAUAAACAUUUUUUUAUUACAAAGGUCUUGGUCUCCAAGAUUAUUUUAUUCCGUACUUUAUUAUGAAUUAUAAAGUUAGGGGUCACUAUUAGUUUCAUUUGUCAGAGUUUGUUCCGAAUUAGGCAUUAUUUCUGAUGCAGUUUGCUUUGCAAGUUGUGUCAGAGCUUUUCACCGAAAUUAUUGGGUAUGAAGGCAUGGUUACUUACUAAAGGCAAUGCAUGAAGUGUGUCACCAAAGUCCCAAGCAAUAUAGCACUAUACUGUUUGGCAUUCCGGAGGUCUAAGAUGAUUAUUAUGGUCAAAUUACAAUGAUAACCGAGACGAUUGUGCAAAAAUAGUUGUUAGCAGGUUACAAUGACGUAUAAUUAGCGAAUUACUGACGCCUAAUACUUUUUUCCGACCACUAAUUAACCAACAUCCUAAUUAAAACAGAUAAUUUUCUAUAUCGGACAGUUUUAUUUCAACCGAAAACUAUCGCAGGACGGGUGUUUUUUAGAAUAGUGUAAAAUAGUUUACAAAAUGGAAAAAAUGUAUCAAUACGUAGAAUCAGCUGUAGUUAAUUAUAAAUUGAGUUAUUGUUGCUGGAUAGCGCCUGUUAGGAUAGGUAUAAUAGUGGUUGGAUAUUUUAAUUUGAUUGCUGCGAUAGUUUCUUUGGUGGGCACAGCGAACGAGACAUUUUCACCGACUAUUAUGAAGGUUCAAGAGAUAAUAUUAGAAGACAAUGCAUCCAAACCCAUUCCAAUUCUGGCCUAUUCCACGGAUAUGUCAUUUACUGUUCUGUUGUUAUGCGGGAUAUAUCGGAAUGAUAUCGUAUUGUUGCAAGUGUAUAUAUAUUAUACUAUAGCGACGGUGGUAACGUCCAUUCUAGUGUAUUCAAUGGUCAUUGCUGCUAUAGACGUACUCCUCGUUAUUACGAUUAUAUUUAGUACAAUAUUCCAAGUCUACAUGCUCCUGUUGGUGUGGAGCGCGAUAGUAGAAAUAAAAGAGGCGUCAGCAGACAAAAAUGGUGACAUUAAAGUGGUAUACAGUUCUGUGGACCAGGAGAUAAAAGAGAUGGUCACGAAACCCGUCACCGAUGUUGAAUCACCCUCAAUCGCCGACGAGCCAGAAGCAGGUCCUGCUCCAACAGAUGAAGAAACGACUACAGAGUACAGAGAUACUAAAUUAGAAACAGUAAAGGAAGAAAAGGAAGGUUGAAAUAAAACUCGACAUUUAUUACAUGUAC
This is a messenger RNA of Achroia grisella, 1720 nucleotides long. RefSeq lists its product as uncharacterized. The record is from RefSeq and is a predicted model, not a curated record. The coding region runs from base 1015 to 1692 and encodes 225 amino acids. NCBI's taxonomy places the organism in Eukaryota, Metazoa, Arthropoda, Insecta, Lepidoptera, Pyralidae. The transcript has 4 exons.